AUGGAUAUCAAGACAGGAAAUUUCAAAUACAGUGGGGGUGAGCUGGUGAAGAGGCUCAAGACCUAUUGGUCGGACGCUUUCGCUCGCUCUGUACACGAACGACAACUAUGCUCCGGUCUAGACAUCAUCCGAUGGAUGGUGGUGACGCUAGGGCAACAUGGAAUUUUCACCACUAAGGGCAUGCAUCUAGAGCUGGUGCGAUAUGCACUAACUGAUUUUCCGAUUCGGGAAUUCUCUGAUGCGCAAACGAGACGCGAAUAUCAAGAAAUUAUCACUUUAGUUUAUAGCAAUAUGGCUAAGUUUGGGAGAAGCGGCAAUCCUCCAGACCUCUUCGAUAUCCUUGAGAACAAGAUGAUGACUGAUCAGUUUUGGUCGAACCCCAGUUACCUACUCUACAAGACUACAGCAUACGAAGAUCGAGGUGAAAGCAUACAAGAUAUAAAGUUGAGCGCCGAAGAGAUCGCUAGAGGGGGUCUUAUACGAAUUCAAUAUCCCGAAGAUCUCCCCACGGCCAUCGCAAACGUACUAGCACCCUCGAAGUGCGAAGGAAAGGAGUCUUACCAGUUCCACGUACCAACGCCACCCUUGUUCAUCCGCGUCCUUUGGGACAAUGCCCUGUGGGCUGCAUUGGAUAGAAGAUCCCCGGUCCAAACCUUGCAGCAGCUGCAAAUAGAGUACGACGACGUACAGGUCGGGAACAACAAUCUUGUCUUUUCUAAGAGCUCGACUUCCUACCGCCUUAUCUGUCUUGCUAAGAUCUCCCUCCCCAACGAGGAACCUGUAGCGGUACACCUUUAUAAUUGCGAUGGCAGCCACUUCUUGCCCCCAUAUGGGAAUAAUCAAGACCAAAACUGGUCUUGUCAGGAACCAGGGAAGUAUUACCUCAUGUAUUACAAAUCUGACGAGCCACGAUACUGGUCGGAAACAGGCCCCCUAGUCGAAACCGAACAAACUUUUGCCGAUGUUAGGCGCUUAUUGAAGAAGCCUAAGAUGCCUGGUAUUAUGCUCCCAGAGCAGCACUCAGCGCCUGGUCACCAGCCUACCUCAGCGCGACCAGCGCCGCAUCCAACGCCUAGUUCCCAAUCCAUUCAGAAGUCGAUCCCAGUGCCGCAUUCAGCGCCUGGUUCCCAAUUCAUUAUGAAGUCGAUCCCAGAGCAGCACUCGGCGCCUGGUAUCCGACCCACGGCAGGAUUCGAAACCGAACAGCCCGUUGCCGAUAUUAGGCGCUUAAUGAAGAAGCCUAAGAUGAUUGGUAUCAUGUCCCCAGAGCAGCAUUCAGCGCCUGGUUACCAGCCUACCGUAGCGCUACCAGCGCCGCAUACAGCGCCUGGUUCCCAAUCCAUUAUGAAAUCGAUUCCAGAGCAGCAUUCGGCGCCUGGUAUCCGACCCACGGCAGGAUUCGAAACCGAACAGCCCGUUGCCGAUAUUAGGCGCUUAAUGAAGAAGCCUAAGAUGAUUGGUAUCAUGUCCCCAGAGCAGCAUUCAGCGCCUGGUUACCAGCCAACCGUAGCGCGACCAGCGCCGCAUCCAGCGCCUGGCUCCCAAUCUAUUCUGACGUCGAUCCCAGAGAAGCACUCGGUGCCUGGUUACCAGCCUACCGUAGCGCUACCAGUGCCGCAUGUAGCGCCUGGCCCCCACCCCAUCAUGAAGUCGAUCCCAACGCCGAAUCCGGCGCCUAUUACCCGACCUACAACCAACCCAAGCCCAGUGCCGCAUCCAGCGCCUGGCUCCCAAAUCAUUACGAAGUCUAUCCCAAGUCUGUAUCCAGCGCCUAGUCCUCAUUCUGGCAGCAGUGCAUCUGGACGGAUUGGUUCUAGUACCAUCUUAUACGAUGACAAGCACGGUCCCCUGAAGCAUAAAAAACAAGACAACUUAAUUCAGGAGAACGCCACGUUUCCUAAAUCGUCGUUGUCGCUGGCCCCCUCACGAUCUGUCAAAGUAGUCAAGUUUCAAGAUACCGAGGAACACGGCGAAGAUGAUGAGGAUGAAGGAGAGGAUGAAGACCGGCGACCGAGGUUCAGGGUGCCGACUCCCCACCCCCAGAAGGAUCGCAAUAUAAAGAUUCGCAUGGCCGAGAAAGAUCUCGUUCUCGUUCCCCGAGUGCCAACCCUCGAAAGCAUAGGAAAAGAGAUUCGCAACGCCGAGAAAGAUCUCGUUCUCGUUCCCCAAGUGCUAACCCUCGAAAGCAUAGGAAAAGAGAUUCGCAACGCCGAGAAAAAUCUCGUUCUCGUUCCUCACGGGGUCACGAUCGCUCAAACCGCAAUCGACGAUAGUCUCCGGGCUAGAGGCAUGAACCUUCUCCCAGAUAAAUUCCAAAACUGA
This is a messenger RNA of Daldinia vernicosa, 2322 nucleotides long. RefSeq lists its product as uncharacterized. Bases 1 to 2322 code for a protein of 773 amino acids. The record is from RefSeq and is a predicted model, not a curated record. The transcript has 3 exons. NCBI's taxonomy places the organism in Eukaryota, Fungi, Ascomycota, Sordariomycetes, Xylariales, Hypoxylaceae.